Messenger RNA from Punctularia strigosozonata HHB-11173 SS5, 481 nucleotides. RefSeq lists its product as uncharacterized. Bases 109 to 324 code for a protein of 71 amino acids. Lineage: Eukaryota; Fungi; Basidiomycota; Agaricomycetes; Corticiales; Punctulariaceae. The transcript has 3 exons. The record is from RefSeq and is a predicted model, not a curated record.
CCGACUCUUACUUGCCGCCGCUAUCUCCAUUACAGUUCGCAGACGUCACCUACACCAGCUGCAGAUCCCCCGUGAACGGUGGACCCCGGUAUUUCAUAUCGAGCCCGAAUGUGCGAAUACGAAGUAGUUGGUGAUCGUUACACCGGAUGCGGCCAUUUCGUCGCGUUGUAUGAGACGGGCGAAGUCACAGAUUGCAUGUCAGAGGAUUGCAAGACGAGUUCGGCCCAUAAACACAAGACGGCAAAGAAUUGCGGCUGCCCUGCGGUGAAAUGGCAAAGGCGAAAGAUACAGAACAUGUUCCGCACGAAAUGCCCGGAUCACUAGAGCAAUUUCCCUUGUUAUCCGGGUGCGCGGGCCGACGCUUUCUGGCCUGCGGGGGUCAGAUUGUCGGGUUGUUUCAGCCGGUUAGAGCCGCAACGCUAUCGUCUCUAUACUUGCCACGAUAGAGGUCGAGUGUAUACGAUGUAGCGACGUCGACGUC